This is a messenger RNA of Emericellopsis atlantica, 762 nucleotides long. RefSeq lists its product as uncharacterized. Lineage: Eukaryota; Fungi; Ascomycota; Sordariomycetes; Hypocreales; Bionectriaceae. Bases 95 to 493 code for a protein of 132 amino acids. The transcript is spliced from 2 exons. The record is from RefSeq and is a predicted model, not a curated record.
AAAAGUAUUUAGCCAGACAUCCCACCUUCGUCUCUCCGCGCGUUCACAUCUCGAAACGUUUGGCCUAACCGUUGACGGCGGCUUGCGCUACUGCAUGAUUGACAGACGCGCCAUGGCACUUUUCGAGGCCACGGUACGGUACUUAUUAGUAUUACUAGUACUGCCUAGUGCCUACAUACUAUCAGUGCUAACUAGCGAAAGUCCUGAUAGGGCUGGACUUGUUCCCUGGACUGUUCUGGGAUUCGGGAACCAGCAAAUCACGGAAUGCGAGAGGUCACAUUGCAAUUGGAGAUUAUGCCGGAACUCGCAGGAGGCGGGCCGACGACAACCCCUUUGCCCGACUCGAAUGAAGACUGUCAGGACUUUCGUACUGUUGGUGCAAAAGCUCCGUCUUAGACCGCCUCGGUGCCCAUUGCCCAAGCUCCUUUCCGCGCCAGCAAACGAGCGUUGGAAGCCGAGGGCUGUGCCUGGUAGUGGCAAUCAGGUGUCCUGACUCCUGGUCCCUGGCGUUGAGGAGGAGGGGCCUGAAUCCUGGCCGAGAUGGAGCCAUACCCCUGCUGUCAAUGGAAGCUAUCAGUAUCCCCCGCCCUCCUAUUAUCGCAAAGUGGCAGACAAGAGGGUGCUUCACAAAACACGCAGCGCGGACAUGGCCUUAACAGUUCAGUUGCGAUCGUUCUGGAUUCUGGCGAGGAGAGGUGAAGAAACGGUUGACCACACGAGCGUGCGACAAGUUGGCCCAUGUCUUCUUGACUGGUAAUUAGA